Molecule: messenger RNA, 974 nt
Organism: Drosophila ananassae
Lineage: Eukaryota; Metazoa; Arthropoda; Insecta; Diptera; Drosophilidae
Product: transmembrane protein 222
Exons: 2
Coding region: 213-803 (196 amino acids)
Source: RefSeq, a predicted model, not a curated record
AGCAAUGUUUUCCAACACUGUCACCCCCUCUCCAAGCAAAUAAAAAUCCAGGUGAAUGUGUGUAAUUUGUUUACACACUACCGCAAUCUCUCUGCAAUAACAAAACACUCCGUGCGCCUGUUUUAUUUUCCUGUUAUCAAUCACACUCGGAAAAGUUGGCGACCGAUUUGGUGGGCAUUACGACCGGAUAAACCCAAUUAAUUUUCGAAAUAAUGUCGACGAACCUAAGACUCGACCGGCAACCGUCAGAGAACGUGGAGAUCACCAUGGGCAGAUCCGGCGGCGGAGCUGGAGACGGAAUCCAGGAGAGGUUGCCGCCCAUCAGCGUCGAAGCACAGCGUUUUCCGUUUUGCAUCGUGUGGACUCCCAUUCCCGUGCUCACCUGGAUUUUCCCGAUGAUCGGUCACAUGGGCAUAUGUACGUCAGCAGGCGUGAUCCGCGACUUUGCUGGAGCCUACUUUGUUUCUGAGGACAAUAUGGCCUUUGGAAAGCCCACCCGCUAUCUGCAAUUGCAUCCGAAGUAUGUGGAAGGGGGCAGCGACGCCUGGGAUGAGGCGGUGUCGAAAGCUUCCGUGCUCUAUGGCACUCGUAUUCAUAAUAUUUUCUGCGACAACUGUCACUCACAUGUCGGCACUGCCCUGUCUUACAUGAGGUACAAGGACAGCACUUCCUGGAAUAUGGUGAUACUGAGCAUGUGGCUUUUUGGCUGUGGUCGGUACGUUGGGAUUUCGGGCUUCCUCAAGACCUGGUUGCCGUUUGCUAUUCUAGUCACCAUUUGCGUCCUAUUGGGCGUCUACUUUUAGUUUCUAAAAUCACUAAUGUAUUUGUCAUCUAGUUUCAAUUAAUGUAAACAAACUCACUCUUAUUAUACAUAUAUUAUGUUGUAAAGCUUAAUUCCAGACGCGUAUAAGGAAUCACUUGCUAAAUUAAAUAAAAAAAGAGCUAAGAGAAGAUUGCAGUUCAUUCUAAAAAUA